Temnothorax curvispinosus is the source of this 2399-nucleotide messenger RNA. Its product is annotated as transmembrane protein 135-like. Lineage: Eukaryota; Metazoa; Arthropoda; Insecta; Hymenoptera; Formicidae. The transcript is spliced from 9 exons. The coding region runs from base 481 to 1884 and encodes 467 amino acids. The record is from RefSeq and is a predicted model, not a curated record.
CACUACCGUCAGUCGUCGACGGUCGCUCGGUGAGUCGACACGAAAGUGAGUGGUCGUCGGUCGCGUGACCUCGUGGCGCAUUUCAUCCACCAUUAAAAGGCGUAAAAACACUCUUUCUUCCUUUCUCUUUCCCUCUCCCCGCUUCCCUUCUGGCGUCGGUGAUAUAACCUUUGGAUUAGAUCCAAACGACCGCGGCACCACGUGAUGUCAACACGGGGACGAUAAGAUGCCGCCUCUUCAUUGAUCUCGUAUCUCGUCCGAUUUUCCCGAGCCAAGUCAGCUGGAGUCAACGGGACGCGACGGACGCGGAGAAGGAAAGAGACCUUAUCUCUCUUUCUCCCUCAAACCUGAAAUGCGCCGCAUUUAGUCGCGGGUCGCGGCGCCGAACAAUAAUCGUGACCAUCGUGACAUCACGCGCGUCGCGCGGCGUGUUACGCUAACGUCGUCGUCGUUGGUCACGUGCUGUCACGCGCAGUGAAAAUGCCCGCGCGACUCAGCAAGUUUUCGUCUGACGCGCCUUGCAUGGCGUACGUUCACCCAUGGACGGACUCCUGCAUCAGCGCGACCGCCGGUCUCGGUCUGCACUCCCUGCAGGAAUCCCUCAGGAUAUACACGACCGUUUACAUCAUUGCAUUUUUAAUGAGAAGAAAAGUACCGUCGAAAGAGGACAUCAAGAAAACUAUAUUGGGUAUCCUUCAGUCCACGGCAUUUCUUUCGUGGAGUGGUUUCUCUUAUUCGUUGUUUAUUUGUUUGUUAAGGCGAAUGCUUGGACGUUUCUAUAUGCCGACUGUAUCUUUCCUUCCGUCCUUUUUAUCUAGCCUAACUGCCAUUGUGAUAGAAAGAGCGUCUAGACGUACGUUAUUAUGUCUCUACGUGUCGAACAUUGCAACGGAAACGUUGUUCAAAAUGGGUGUGUGGCGAGGAUAUUUCUCGCCUAUUCCAAGAGGAGAGGUCUAUAUCUUUGCUGUAAGCGUAGCUGUGUUACUGUAUUUCUUCCGUUCAAAGACGACGAAGCACGAUCAGAUAUAUAAAAUAUUAAGGAUGAUUGUUGGACGGUAUGAAGAAACUGAUCAUCUUACGAAGAAAAACCUACAUCCUGAAACAUCUUCAAGACAUACCACGACUGGCGGCGCACAGAGUGGCACAAGUAUACGUAGAAGUUCUGCAAGGCAUAAAUUUAGUAUUCUAUGGAAGUCUUUUGAGGCAUACAAAUACAUCAUUAACAGCUUAAAGGCACAAAGUAAGGAUGUUUCGUGUCCACAUCCUCAUAGCUGCGCACAUUACAUUUUAGCGGAUAGUGCUAGGCUCUUCAGUUAUGGCGUUUGCGGGCAAAUAGCGCUUAAACUAAUCUUACAAUUUAAAAGAUUAAUUCAGAAGCCGAAAUUAUUAAAAACCACCAUCUUUCAAAGAGAAAAUGUAAAUCUGGGUGUGUUUCUUGGAGGAUUUGCCGGCCUUUACAGGUUAGUGUCAUGCAUGUUAAGAAGAACCUUCCACAAAGAUUCACACAUUUACGCUAUUCCUGCUGGACUUGUUGCAAGCGUAACGUUUAUGGCAUAUCCUAAUACUACUAUAGCCUUAUAUUUUAUGUGGAAGACACUACAGUUGCUGUGGAACGAUGCAGUGGAAAAUGAGAUGGUACCUGAAAUAAAGUGGUUCGUCAUCUUAUUAUAUUGCUGUAGCACGGCACUUCUCUUCCACGUAGCUAUACUGGAACCACAAAACUUGAGAUCAUCCUAUUGGAGAUUCCUUUACAAUAUGUCCGGUGGAAGAAUAGCAGUAAUGUCUCGGCUACCCUUGAAUGUGUUCGGUUUAGAAACCAGCAAAAAUUUGCAACAAGUGCUCAGAAAAACGAAAACCACUGAUCAACUUAGCUUUUCUUUCUGAAAUACAAUACGUACCUUAGCGUUUUUUUAUUUCCUUCGAAAGUGUAAUUUUUUUCAAAACCAAAGACAGCAUGUGUAUUAUAUGCGUUUAUGUAAAUUGUAUAAGCUAAAUUUUAUGCAACGAUAAACAAAUGAAACUACAAAAUGUAUGUCCUUAGCGUAGCGAUCUGAACAUCGACCGUUCUAUUCUUUUUUCUUCAACCUAACGCGAAGCGAUGGUGCUUGGAUAUGUUGUGAUACUAAGAGAACUUAAUACUUUUAUACAUAGACAUAACUUGAGUAAUUUAAUAUAUUUGAUUGUUAUGGUGUGAUACGUAUAUGUCAGGGAAAGAGAUAAAUAAUUUAAGUGGAUAUAGUUAUCAAUGUCUACAAUUUUGUUGCGACGACGUUCAACGGCAUAGCGAAAUACUUUUAUAUACUUUCUCUCUGUGACGUAUGUGUACUACAGAUUAUUUUUUCUAUGUUUAAUAUUAAACUUUAUAUUUAUCGCUGAUAUAUAAACAUGUUUCAAAAGUA